AGUGGCCAGAAGGAGGAGGUGAACUCGGCGUGUCUCCUGACUGGAGCCAGAUUGACUAACAUCACCAACGCCCAUAAAGUGGAAACAUCCAGGAAAUGAAGCGACUUUCUACCAGAGACGCCGCGUCGUCCCGUUAAUUCAGCGAGACCCGCAGCAGCAGCAGCCCGCAGACUCCCUUCCUCCUCUCGGAUGUGCAGCAUCCACCGCUCCAGUUAGACGCUAUUUCAACCGUUUGGCACUAACCCGGUUCGGUUCUGAUUUUCCACUGACUUCUGUCCGGCUGAACGAUGGCUACUCAGAUCGAUAAAGAGGCUUGCAGAGAAGCUUAUAACCAAGUUAGAGACGAUAACACGGAAACCAGCUGGGCUGCAUUCAAAUAUGAGGGCUCCAAAAUCGUGCCUGCAGGACUGGGGACUGACUAUGAGGACUUCAAGAAGCUGUGUACAGAUGAUGGACGUCUGUUCGGUUUUGUCCGAUUUACGACGGGAGACGCUCUGAGCAAGCGGGCCAAGUUCACCCUCAUCACCUGGAUUGGCGAAAAUGUCAGCGGACUGCAGCGUGCCAAGAUUAGCACCGAUAAGACGCUCGUCAAGGACGUUGUGCAGAACUUUGCCAAGGAGUUCAUGAUCAGUGAUCCGCGGGAACUGGAAGAAGAAUACCUUCGCAUGGAGCUGAAGAAGGCCGGUGGAGCCAACUAUGAUGCUCAGGCCGAGUAGAGAAGUCCCACGGUCCAAUGGAAAGGUCUGGGUCGGGGGAACUAGGCACGGUUGGACUGUGUGGUCUGAAAGGGGGUGGGGAGAGUUGGGGCGGGGCUGCUACCUCUCAGGAAAGGAGUGAGGGGGAAUGGAAAGAGCACAUGACCACUAAAUAUUUUUACACCACUUGAUGGGCCUGUUAAUGAAAUCUCAUGAGAUCCUACAGAAAAUGUUGUUUGUUUGCUUCGUGUUGUCUGACGGGUGCUUAUAUCCUCACUUUUAAAGUGUUUGUAAAUGGAACUUCCUGUCAUCUUUCCUGAUUUACUAGAUAUGAGGCGAAACAUCUUAAUGAACCAAAAUAAUAAAAAGUCUUUGUUUUUUAACAUCGAUUACUGUGACAUGCAUGACCAGAAAUCAGCCAGCGCCAGAUUGUGUUGCUAAAAGAAGAGUUUUUACUUUUUCCCUGGAAAAUCUAGGAUUAGUAGGACUGCUCACCCUUCUUUAGGAGCUGAAAACUGGCCUAACUUAUUUCAUUUUGGCCCAAAAAACGAAAAUUAGGGAAACCACUCUGGAACUUCAAUUUAACAGUACAAUAUUGUACUGUUAAACGAUUAACAAGCACUUCUCCACAUGUAAAUUUAAAAUGGAGACUAACAUUGUUGGCUAAAAAGGCUGGCAGGUACUACAGUAAAUUUUGAGAAAGAUGCAAAGGAUAGUUCACAUUAUUAGUGUUUAGGGUUCUUUGAGCUGCUUAUUAGUGGUUAUUAUCUUAAUUGAAGAAGAUGAAUGUUUGAAUGUCUUCAGAUUGAGAGAAAGAGUUUUUCUCUGAAAGCCUCAUUGAAAGCAGAUCUAUGGCAAACAUGACAGAUGUACAGAUUUCUAAAACUGCAUGUUGUGCGAGUUGUUUUAAAAUCUUUAGCCAUUAGCUUUAACCUCUGGGGGAAACUAAGCUGUUUAGCAAGAUAUUAACUGCUCAUUGCCGCCCUGCAGAAUGCCGUUUUAAAACAAACCUGAACCAGAACUUCUUCAACAGUUGGGUUCAUUGCAUGUUAAUCAUAGUGUAUACAGAAACAAUAAGACGUUUGAAGAGUCAGAUCUGUGUGACCGCCGGUUCUCUCCAGCCUCCCAAAUACUGAAAAGCAGGUUUUAUAAGCACCCUGAAGACACCCGACUCUGCCCUCUCCACUGUCCACUCAUGGUCGGUUCUGUACUGUGCUAAGAUUUAUCAUCUCACUCUCAUGGUCAUCUCAGCUGGGCCGCAGCCGCUGCUGGAGGAACCCAGUAGAUUUGUUUGAAGCCAACAUGCUCUCAGUCAUGACAAACUGUACUGCUGUGAAGAACAGAUCUCCAGUUUUAGCUUCAAACUCUGCUAGCUGCUAGUUGUCAGCUUUCUUUCAUCCUCAAAGACAAACGAUAAGGAUGUGGAUGUGUUGCCACAGAGACCAACAGCUGAUUCUGAACCUGUAGCAAAACUUCAGGACAGAUUUUGAAAAUGGAGAUCUUUUCUUCUGGUGCAACAUCUCACCUGCGUACAUGCAUACUGUGACCCACUGUCUUUGACUGCCUUAGUCUCCCAUGGAGAGAGAGACAUCAUGGGAUAUUAUGGACACUACACUGUGAUUGGCUGUCCUCAUCGAGGCGCAGGAGGUGGGUCCAGACCCAUCAUUCAAAUCUAAGGAGGAGCAGCUUCUCAGUUGUUGUAUCUCAUUUUAUUUUUGUUUCAACCCUCCCUUCCUCCCAAAAAAAUAAAGAAAAUGAUUCAUU
Molecule: messenger RNA, 2459 nt
Organism: Girardinichthys multiradiatus
Lineage: Eukaryota; Metazoa; Chordata; Actinopteri; Cyprinodontiformes; Goodeidae
Gene: cotl1
Product: coactosin-like F-actin binding protein 1
Exons: 4
Coding region: 288-716 (142 amino acids)
Biological process (GO): regulation of actin filament polymerization
Cellular component (GO): plasma membrane; cortical actin cytoskeleton; site of polarized growth
Molecular function (GO): actin filament binding
Source: RefSeq, a predicted model, not a curated record